Bufo bufo (common toad) is the source of this 2600-nucleotide messenger RNA. RefSeq names its product LIM domain transcription factor LMO4-A. The record is from RefSeq and is a predicted model, not a curated record. NCBI's taxonomy places the organism in Eukaryota, Metazoa, Chordata, Amphibia, Anura, Bufonidae. The transcript has 5 exons. The coding region runs from base 152 to 667 and encodes 171 amino acids.
GCGUGGUUAUAUAAGCAGGCGCCGGCAGGCAGCUGCAGUCAGUGGUCGCUCGGCUCUUGGGAUCUGUAUGUUCUGGAGAGAGUUCUGCGAACCCCGAGAUCUAGUGGAUCUGUACUGAGCGGAGACAGGGCAGCAGCGGGCAGGACCAGGGAUGGUGAAUAACCGGACGUCCGAAGCUACCACCACGGCGGUCAGCAGCAACAGCUCCCCCCCCAAGGCCUGCGCAGGCUGCGGGGGCAAGAUCGCGGACCGCUUCCUCCUGUACUCCAUGGAGCGGUACUGGCACACCCGCUGCCUCAAGUGUUCCUGCUGCCAGGCUCAGCUGGGGGAGAUUGGCACCUCGUGUUACACCAAGAGCGGCAUGAUCCUGUGCCGGAACGACUACAUCCGGUUAUUUGGGAGCAGCGGGGCGUGCAGUGCGUGCGGACAGUCCAUCCCGGCCAGCGAAAUGGUGAUGCGGGCACAGGGCAGCGUGUAUCAUCUUAAGUGCUUCACAUGUGCCACAUGCAGAAACAGAUUGGUACCAGGAGACAGGUUCCACUACGUCAACGGCACCAUCUUCUGCGAACACGAUCGGCCCUCCGGUCUUCUUAACGGACACUUAAAUCCUCUUCAGAAUAACCCCCUUCAGAGUAGCCCAAUGCUACCUGACCAGAAAGUUUGUUAGUGACUAGAGCUUCGUAUCCUCCGUGCCUUCUGUUAAUAUUUCCUUGGAGACACAUUGUUGGCAUAUAGAAAUCUCUAUAGAUAUAUAAAUAUAUAUAUAUAUUAUAUACGCCUCUUCAAGUUUCGCUUGUCUUCGUCCGGUGUUCACACACGCCCGGCUUCGUUCAAGGCGGCUGCGCCAAACCUGAGGAGGACUAAGAACUUGUAAAUGACUUGUAAAAAGAGAAUUAUUUUGCGCAGUAACGGCCCCGAAGACGACUUUUUCUUCAACUUUUUGGACUUGGGUGAACGUUAAAGGCAGUUCUUCAAUAUGUAUAUAGGACCUGUAAAUCUUCAUGACAUCACUGAUGACAUCACACACAACACUGACCAAUUGGGAAGCGGCUGGGAAGCCACCACGUUGAAAGUCGCUGAACUGUGCACUUCAAGGACACAUCACUGGAUGGGGUUUAAUGAAGGGGGGUAUUGGUGGGGAGUUGAGUUUGUGUGGUAUUGCCCAAAGGAAGCUGUCGGCGUGAGGUACCCAAAAGAUUGAUCAAAAAUGGUUGCUAUUGUGGUCCACAUUCAACAAUGUAGAGCCCAGGUCCUGGCACCUCCCUCCACAACCCCUUAAACUCCAUUCACUUCAGUCACAAGAUAUGUCUGCCUGACCGCUCUCCAAAAGAACCUCGGGGGUUGGCAUUUAGGACUGUACCACCGUACGCACUGUAUUGGGCAGAGCUAUGUAGCGCUCCUUGACAGGGUUGCUAAACCUUAAGGGCACCCUGUGUUUUCAAUAAGAGUCCCCUUACCCUCCGACAUACACUCACUUGCCUUUGCUUCCUCACCCUGUACAGCACUGCGCACUCUGUUGGCACUCUGAAUAUUUUUGUACCCUCAAGUUUGUUUUAUUUAUGGUGUUUAUGGAACUUUUUGUUGAAUGCUGCAUCGGGGGAAGGUGCGUCCGGGAACUCCGGACAAAUAAAAGUGCAUAGAUGGGAUUAAUUAGGCCUCUGUCUUUUAUCUGGGGUGGGGGGAUAUAAUGGUUUUCUGUGUUAGAGUGGGGAUCUCCUCCUUUAGUUUAGUCGUGCCAGGUUGAAAACCCCCCUACAGGUUGGUUCAGCCCGAUUUACUUCACGCCCCUGCUUAACUGAUAACCAAGAAGGAUUUAAAAAAUUAUUUUAUUUUUAUUUUUUUCAUCCUUUUGGAUUUUGGGUUGACUCCCUAGAGUUGGAAGUAUCGUAUUUGUCAGCGUACGUCGUCUAGUGAUAUAUAUUGCGGUUAUAUAAAAUAUUUUGGAUGACUGCAGAUCUCUGAACUAUAACUCUGGCUGUCAGUUCUGUGGCCUUGCACUGAAUGUACCGCAGCCUACCCUGUCUGUGCUGGAUUUAAAAGGGGUCCUCUGGGUGGUUCUUUAUAAAUAAAGUUUAUUGAAGCAGUCCCUGUCAUGUGAUACGUGCAUUGAUUUAAUCCGUACAACCCGUCCAGGACCACCUGUGCUCACAGCAGCUCCACCCCAGUAGCCAUAGUUCCCAAAAAAUCUCUUCACUUACGGAUCAUACGGAUCUUAUGCUUUAGAAACCCGGAGAACCCCUUUAAAACCAGGUUCACACCUAUCUGCUUUAUAACCCCUGUGGUCUUUUUGAAAUUUUAAUUUCCUGGCACACUCUUCUUUUCAAAAAUAAUAAUAAAAUAAUAUAUAUAUUUUUUUUAAAUAUCAGUAUGGUAUCCCUAUAUUCUCUACCGCCAGAUCCACCCCCGCCUACCGCCAUUUCCCCAAGGUCUAAUGUAUAUGCAAAGCUAAAGUAUUAAUAAUUCACCGCACUUGGUGUCGUGCGUUUCAACAGGGAGAUUCCACUUUGUGUUUUCGUGUCCUGGGGCAAGAAACCGUUUUGUAACGCAAGAUUUUUGAACCUGAUAUUGAAUAAUAAAAAAAUAAUUGGUUUCCACUGUAA